AUGACGAACGCCGAAGCCGUCCUCGCCCUCGAGCCGGUCAGGAGCCCCGACGACGGCCACCACGAGCUCCAGCAGCAUCUGCAGCUCGAGGCGUCCGACAGCAAGUACCUCACAGCCCAAGAGAUCCUCCUGCUGCAGCUGUUCCAGUCAAGCGUCGACACAAGUGCGCCCUCGAACUCUCGGAGUUCGACGUUGAGUGGCGCAGCAGCUGCAACACAUGCGAGCUCCGGCGGUUCAACUGCGUCCCCUGUCGCUCCAUCUGCAUCGCUUUCGGGUGGUCGUAAGAGCUCGUCGCCAUUGGUGGGAAAAUCUGCAGUCUUUGGGUGUGCGACGCCGCCGUCUAUGAUGACGCCCAAGCGUCAGAUCUCGUCAGACCGAGCGCGAGUGCAGAGUUUCCUGGCUCAACGCUCGUCCGCUACGGCAAUUGGAGGGGGAGGGAGUAGCGCUGGAAGUGUCGCAAGUACAGGGCCGUCAUCAACGACAGCAACGAAACCGGUUGGACCAUCGGCCGUGGAACGAGCCAAGCUCUUGAUGGCCAAGAAAGCGGGAGGCACGAGGACGGCCGUGCAGUCUGCAGCUGUGAAGAGGACGAAUCCUCUGACGGACAUUCUGAGAGGGGGGUCGGGUAGUGUGGUGGGUGGCGUGUCGAGUGUCAAGAGACCGAGGAGCUGCAAGAGUGACAAGCCUGGGGAAAUUAAGAUCCAGGGAGGACGCGCGUCGAUUCAAUUGCCGCUCGAGAGUUUUCUCAAGACUGACGACUGGGACUCUGCGACCGGAACACCGUUGGAUCUUGUGCUGCCGGAAGUGGCGUUUGCGACGAACAAUACGCUGAUCAUCCAUGCCACGUUGCCGCCUCGAUCGACCCGUUGCUGCUUUAACAUCAGUACUCAAGUGAGUAUGCUCAGUGGCACUCCUUAUCCUGGCACAGUGCUGUACCACUUUAGCCCCCGUCGUCAGCGAGGAGGACACAUCAUCCAGAACAGCAACAUUGAUGGACGAUGGGGAUGCUCCCAGCAAUUGCCUCGCUGUCCCCUGACGUUUGGCGAGCCAUUCACACUGCGCUUGACGGUCGUACCGACUGGUUUUCUCGUGUUUAUUGAAGAAAUCUUCCAAAAUGAGUUCAAGCACCGCGUGCCUGUCCGUGAAGGUGAAAAUCUCGUGCUUACUGUUCCAACUCAAGAUGAAACAGGAAACCCGGAGGGCGUCAUUGUCCACAGCGUUUGGUGGGGGCACGCAGAGGUGCCGCCCAAUCUGGACACUCGCCGACGUGAGGUCAAUGGCGGAUAUCGAGGACAGAAUGUUGACGGUGAUCGCGGAGGCCAUCGCGGAGGUCACUCUACUAAAAGUAGCGACCGAUUUCACCCUGCUCCUCAUCCACAUGAAGUAUACGUGGGCAACCUUCCGCAAGGCACUUCACGCGAAGAACUUUCGUUUCUGUUCCAGUACCUGGGGUAUGAUACCGUGCGUAUUACCGCUCGUGGAUUUGGUUUCGUGACGCUACGUAGUGCGGAGGAUAUGAACCGAGCCGUGGAAGACCUGGAUGGGAAGGAGUUUAACGGGAUGAAGCUGCGUGUGUCAGGUGCACUUCCUCCAAGGUAG
Peronospora matthiolae is the source of this 1599-nucleotide messenger RNA. NCBI's taxonomy places the organism in Eukaryota, Oomycota, Peronosporomycetes, Peronosporales, Peronosporaceae. The record is from the annotation of a GenBank genome assembly.